GUGCUAUGUCGCUGUAACAACAUUCAGUCAUUGUGCGCUCUCAAAGGCUAUCAUCACAAACUCAUAAUAGCAUUUUUCCACACUUGGGUAUGUAGGACAAAAUAAGCUUAAAAUAGCAAAAUAAACAACGAGAUUUGCCUCUGGGAACUGUUGACCGACGGAACAAUUCUAAUAUUUACGUCAUUCUUCGGCUUGAUUUGCAUAGUUAGUGAAAUGCAAAUUGUAGGCACUGAACGACCCUAGAACCUCGCAUAUUGGAUUUAAAGUUAACACCUAGAUAAUGUUUUAUGAAUAUCCAUCUUGGGAACUUAGCAUAAAGUCAACUUGAACAGCGUAUUGAGAAAUGAAGAAUAAUCAUGAGGUGAAAAUUGAAGAAAAUGAUUUGGAGUUUACUUGGAAAACAGAAACAACAAAAUAAAGGUAGUCACAAAGAAGUUACGGUAACAGCAUAUUCCACAGCAAGAUGGCUGCAGUUCAGAUCUUAUUGAAACGAUUGAGAGACAAAACGAAGAAACUGCGUGAGAAUUCUGAUAGCGACAUAAAACACGCGAACAGAGCGCUACCACCUCUCCCACCUCACUACAUAGACGAGUAUGGAUUUGGCGCAGAUGGAAAACGCAAACCAAGAGUAUGUGAUAGCCCGGCUCAUAUCUACGAAGAAAUCCCCGAUUUCAUUGUUCCUACUGUGACAACAAGGAGCAGAAAUAAAGCAAAACGAUCUCCCGUAGGAGAUACAUCUCUUGACUCUGACAGAGUGCCAUCUAUAGGUGACAUAAUAACAACUGAAAAUAGUAAUGUAGCCAAACACAAAGACAAUAUUCAGACAAACUCAAAUAAUGAGGAUUUGCACAAAAGUACCUCAAAAAGGAGUUCUAUGGGUGAGUUCAAACCCGAGUUAAAUCAUCGAGUGGAACCAAAGAAAACUGCAUCUCGAACUGACCUCCAAUCCCAGCCUAAGAAAUCUUUUCAAGUCAAUGACGUAUUUUUUCAAGCAGCUCGUGAGUCUACAAAAAGUGUUGAUUCAGCGGAUAUCUCUAGCAGCGAUUACAAUGGUUCUUGUGAUAGCUACGGUAGUGCUCUUAGUUCAACGAGCCCAACCAGUAGUAAACGAAGCUCAAUAAAAAGCGGAAACAGUUUAGGAAAUGCAAGUAAUGGAACAUUCAAUGAAUACGAUAUCAAUGCCGAUUUGGAUAACAUGGACGAUAUAGACACUGCGUACACAUUUUCGCCAUCUGAUGGUUUCCAUGACAGCGGUGGCAGCUUUGGGGAUAUUGAAGAUUCGCGAAUGCGCACUCGGGAAUAUCACUUGUACGAUAACGAGGCCAAGACCAGUGACCAAAAAUAUUUUAAUAAUUUGAAUUUUUGCCAGUGUAGUCAAUGCUACCAGGCGGAGAUAGCUGAGCAAUAUUCUGAUAAAUCCGACGCGGAGUACGAUUAUUUCCUUGCAAAAGUACACCAGAAUCACACGUUAAAACAACAAGUGGUUCAGUUGAUAAAAAGCUCAACUGAUAAUAGCGACAAUGAGAGUGUAUCUCAUACUUUACCAACCAAUUGUCGCUCACGAUCGAAAAAGUUAUCCAGAGCGCAUGCGUCCAUUUCAACAGAUAUCGACACUAUCCCUCCGUUUUCUAGUCCAUCGAAGUUAGAAAAUGAGUCGGGACAUCCAAAAAAACUACAUGCAGAAUCAAGAAUGUUUCGAAAGAAAGGGAGCCAAGAGGCAUCCCAUCCGAAGCCUGGUAGCCCAAGACAGACACAUUCUGUAAAUGACACUGACAUUCAUAGAGCCUCUACGUUAACCUCAACUUCAAAACGAACUGUUUCACAUAAAGCGGAAAAACGGAAAGAGAAACAAACACGAAAAACACUUGAGGAAAUUUUAAGUUUGGAUGAGCCCGAUCAUUCGAACAUCACGUCUUCCAAAGAUGACACAACAAUCAAUGCACAAACAACAGGAGCGUUUCAUAGAAUGGACCGAUUAUCGUGCAGAGUGACAAACUACAACCCUAAUAAAUUACGCCAAAAUCUAAUACCAUUGACAUCCACAGGGAUAGCACAAUCAGACGAUCUUUAUGGUUCUAUGUACGGUAACCAUACCAACGUACAGCGUCAACAUAGCAACCGGAUGUUAUCUGAUAUGAUCAGACAGAAUAACCAUAGACAAUCGUUUCUGUUUAUGUAAUAUGUACAUCAAUGUGUUUCUGAUAUUUAUUGCAAUUUAAAUAUUAUAUUUAAGUCACGGUUAACUGCAUAAUUUGCACCUUUAUUCUUGAAUUGGACAAGUCUUCUAUGACAAGUGGUGUCAUGGAAGUUAAAAAGGCUUGACUAAAUCAUUUAUAUACACUCCCCUCCACAAGUU
This is a messenger RNA of Owenia fusiformis, 2356 nucleotides long. Lineage: Eukaryota; Metazoa; Annelida; Polychaeta; Sabellida; Oweniidae. The record is from the annotation of a GenBank genome assembly.